ACACACUGACGAUUGGUUAUCAUCGACGGAAUAACCAACUUCAUGGUGAAUGGCAAAAGCGUGCUCACGUUUUUUUUUUCGUUCAUUUAUUGCCGAUAUACCAGUCGUUUAUUUAUCAAAUUGUGUGCGUGAUAGCAGCUGCAGGCAGGCAAUUGAAUUGAUUUCGUUGCUUUAGUUAAAACAAAUUGAUUAAUUCUCUAUUAAAAAUGGCAUCAACCGAAUCCAAUCCCGAAUUUUUGCUUGCUGUCGUGCAUGAGUUUUUGUUGAGAAAAGACCGGAAUUUAGCCAGUGUAUUCAAAUCGAAAUGCAACUCGCCUUUAUUGCCGAAAGAUUCGCCCAAACUUGAAGAUAUUAUCACAUUUUAUGCAAAAAGUUCAAAUAAAAUACCGAAAAUCAAAGCACCAUCGUCGGGUUCGGAUGAUAGCAGUUCAGAAGAUGAGAAACCAGCACAUAAAGCAGCCGCUACUAAAUCACCCGCUAAGGCAACACCAGCUAAAGCCGUAGCAAAGAAAGAAAGCAGCUCUGAAGACAGUUCCGAUGAUAGUUCAGACGACGAGAAACCAGCUCAAAAAACACCAGCCAAACCAGCUGCAAAAGUAACACCUGCUAAAGUGGUUGCCAAAAAAGAGAGUAGCAGCUCGGAAGAGAGCAGUUCGGAUGAGGAUAAAAAGCCUGCACCAAAAGCAAUGCCAUCCAAACCAGCUGCAAAAGCAACACCUGCUAAAGUGGUUGCAAAAAAAGAGAGUAGCUCAGAGGAGAGCAGUUCGGAAGAUGAGAAACCGAAGGCAAAGGCUCCACCAGCCAAAGUGGUCACACCGGUGAAAACUGUAAAAAAAGAAUCAUCAUCGGAAGACAGCAGCUCAGAUGAUGAAAAACCAGCCAAACCAACACCAGCUAAGGCUCCGGCAGCCAAACCUGCUGUUGCUAAGAUACCGGUAAAGAAAGAAUCGAGCUCAGACUCGGACAGCGACUCUGACGAUGAACAACCAGCGAAGAAGACGCCAGUCGCCGCUAAACCAACAUCGGUCAGAGCAAAGAAAGAAUCACCAAGCAGCGACUCUGAUUCAUCAGAAGAUGAAAAACCAAAAGCAAACGCAGCUAAAGCCCAACCACCAAAGGCUGCAGCAAAGAAAGAGAGCUCAGACAGCGAAAGUGACAGUGAUUCAGAUGAGGAACCAGCUAAAAAGACUGCAGUAGCUGCCAAGCCAGCAGCUAAAGCUACACCACAAAAGAAACAAGAAUCAUCCGAUGACAGUAGCGAUUCCUCGGAGGAUGAAAAAAAAGCGGCUAAACCAGCAGCAAAGCCCGCUGUUGCAGCAAAGCCGUCUGCUAAAGCCAAGAAAGAGAGCUCAAGUUCAAGUGACGACUCUGACAGCGAAGAAGAGAAGAAGCCAGCUCCAAAAGCAACACCUGUUGCUAAGCCAGCUGCCAAAACGGUCGCCAAGAAGGAGUCGAGCUCUGAUUCAGAUAGCGACAGUGACUCAGAAGAUGACACCGUAAAAAAGGCAUUGCAAACGAUCGCCCCAAAGAAAGUGGCCACCAAAUCGUCAUCGUCUGAAGACAGUAGUUCGGAAGAAGAGGCGCCAAAGAAAAAGGCACCGGCUACACCAGCACAAAAAGUUGCUCCAAAAGUAGCAAAGAAAAAAAGUUCCUCAGACUCGAGUGAUGACAGUGACGAUGAGCCAGCACAGAAAAAACCAGCAGCCAAAGCACCAUUGACCAACGGAAAGGCAAAGGUUGCGAAUGGCAAAUCAUCUUCUUCUGAUAGCAGCGAUUCGGAAGACGAGGCUCCGGCUAAGAAGCCAAAACUAGCAAACCAAUCUCUGAACAAAUCAGCGGCUAAAAAGAAAGAUUCAUCUUCAUCUGAGUCGAGUGACAGUGAUGAUAGCAACGCAAAACCAGUGACGAAAACAACGACUAAAUUGGGACCAACCCAAACUAGCACUCCAAACACAUUAAAGUACGGUAAUUUCGUAUCGGGUGGUAUCAUGCAACCAACCGUCAAAAUUCCAACUGAACAAAAACCAACAAAAGCCGAAUCAUCGAGCGAAGAUUCAUCGGACAGUGAUGAAGAAGAGGAAAAGAAACCAGUCGUACAAAAUAGCAUUACCCCGGCCGGUGGUAAGAAACGAAAAUUCUCAGCAUCUGAAGAAACCGAGACACCAGUCUCCAAAAAGGCCAACAAUACCAAUGGAUCAUUCAACAAAAGUUCCAACUCAAAACCAAACACACCAUUCAGACGAGUCAAAGAUGAAGAGAUCGAAGUUGACACACGUUUAUCAAACAAUUCGUUUGAUGCAAAGAAAGGAGCAAAGGGAUCGUGGGGUGAAAAAGCCAAUGACAUUUUAAAACAUACACGUGGUAAAUCAUUCAGACACGAGAAAACAAAGAAGAAGCGUGGCAAUUACAAGGGCGGUGCCAUCGAUUCCGUUGGUGUACACUCCAUCAAAUUCGAAGAUUAACUUUAAAGAGUGGACAAAAUGAAUUCAAUGUAUUAAUACAUAACACUUGCUCUAUCAAUCGAUUUACAAUUAUAAAUACCGAUAUUUUUUGUUUGAUUUCAUCAUUUCGAUGAAAUCAUGAAUGUUUAAGCUUAGGUUGAAAUGAAUUUUUACCAAUUAUUUGAGAAUGAUGAGAAACUUUAUUGCGACAUUUUAAUACAUUGUAAGAAUUUCAUUUUUAUUUCUGUCUUUACAUUUAACACAGAAAAUAGUAAUUAGAUUAAGCAGAUUUAUUUUAAAAUACAUUUUUAUCACUACUUUAUAAAUUAAAUUGAUAACACUGAAUCAAUGUUAUAAAUGGAGCCAGAGAAUAUGGCUAAUGCAUUCUCUUUUUUUUUAUAAACAUAGAUCAUCAUUCAUGACUUGUUGUUCAAUCAAAAUAAGCCAUAAAUAAAAACGCGAUAAUAAUAAGACAA
Molecule: messenger RNA, 2917 nt
Organism: Sitodiplosis mosellana (orange wheat blossom midge)
Lineage: Eukaryota; Metazoa; Arthropoda; Insecta; Diptera; Cecidomyiidae
Product: nucleolar protein dao-5
Exons: 5
Coding region: 207-2462 (751 amino acids)
Cellular component (GO): nucleolus; nucleoplasm
Source: RefSeq, a predicted model, not a curated record